This is a messenger RNA of Cuscuta europaea, 477 nucleotides long. The record is from the annotation of a GenBank genome assembly. Lineage: Eukaryota; Viridiplantae; Streptophyta; Magnoliopsida; Solanales; Convolvulaceae.
CUUUCUUAUUAAUUUCUCUUCAUCUACAAUUUCUCAAAGCAGGGGAGGAAGGGUGGGCAACAGGUACCGGUGACCAGAUGGCCGCGGUGAUGGAAUCGGGGAUGGAUUUAGGGGUUCCGGUUACCCCUUCUCCCCCUCGACAUUUGACUUAUCAAGUCACUGAUUUAGUGGUUCCUGAUACGCCUCCUCACACCCUUGAUGCAAGAGAGAUAAGCCAUUCACGAUCAAUGAACUCAAGGAAAAAACUGAAGCUAGCGACAAAGAAGUCCCUUAUGUCGCCUAAGAAGACAUUUUACCAUAAGACUUUCGGUUUUAUGGAGGAAUACCAUAUGAACUUCUAUAAAUGUUGUUGGCCAGAUUACUUUCCGGAUGAGGGUCUCCAAAAGCUAAACUAUGUGUGCAUAUGAGCUUAAUUUCUUAAUUUUUAGGAAGAAUAUAUUGGCACAACUUUGUUAUUUAUGUUUAUGGUUAUGAAUG